Molecule: messenger RNA, 1302 nt
Organism: Emericellopsis cladophorae
Lineage: Eukaryota; Fungi; Ascomycota; Sordariomycetes; Hypocreales; Bionectriaceae
Exons: 1
Coding region: 1-1302 (433 amino acids)
Biological process (GO): glucan catabolic process
Cellular component (GO): cell surface; extracellular region
Molecular function (GO): beta-glucosidase activity
Source: RefSeq, a predicted model, not a curated record
AUGGGCUCCAUUCCAGCCAGCGGGUCUUCAGACCCGUGCACGACGCUGCGAGUCGAGGGCAGCCGCAUCGUCAACGCUGCCGGCGAGACUGUCGUCCUCAAAGGCGCAGGUGUAGGCGGCUGUCUCAACAUGGAGAACUUCAUCACAGGCUACGCAGGCCAUGAAUACGAGCACCGCGCCUUGAUGGCAGAGGUACUCGGCGAGGCAAAGGCGCAGUUCUUCUUUGACCGCCUCAUCCACCACUUGUUUUCGGACGACGACGCUGCUUACUUUGCCUCCCUCGGACUCGACUGCAUCCGCAUCCCCAUCAACCACCGCCAAUUUAUGGACGACAUGGACCCCGGCACCAUCAGACCCGAGGGUUUCCAGCUCGUAGACCGCAUCGUCGACGUCUUCGCAAAGCACAACCUCUACACCGUCCUGGAUCUGCACACGGCGCCCGGAGGCCAGAACCAAGACUGGCACUCGGACUCUGGUUUCUCGCGCGCCAUGUUCUGGGAGUUCAAGGACCUGCAGGACCGCGCCAUCCAGCUGUGGGAGGCCCUCGCGGAGCACUACAAGGGCAACCCGUACGUGGCAGGCUACAACCCCCUCAACGAAACCGCGGACCCCUACAAGGCCGCCAACGGACACCACGGCGUGCGUCUCGUGGCGUGGUAUGAACGCUGCGAGAAAGCCAUACGCGCCAUCGACCCGGACCACAUCUUGUUCGUGGAUGGAAACACGUACGCCAUGGACUCCCGCGCGUUCCCAGAGAAGACACUCCCCAACACCGUCUACGCCAUCCAUGACUACUCCAUGCUUGGAUUCCCCAUCAGCGAGCAGUACGAGGGCGCGGAGAGGCAAAACAAGACGCUACGCCAGCAGCUCGACCGCAAGGUAGAGUACAUGCGCAGCAAGAAUGUGCCCGUCUGGAACGGCGAGUUUGGCCCCGUGUACGCCAGCGCGCACAAUGCAGGCAGCGAGAAGGCAGCGGCGACCAUCAACGCCAAGCGCAUCAGCCUGCUGCGCGCGCAGCUCAAGAACUACGCCGCGGACAGCAUCAGCUGGUCCAUCUGGCUGUACAAGGACAUUGGAUACCAGGGCAUGGUGUACGUGGACCCGGCGUCGUCAUACAUGAGGCUCAUCCAACCCUUUGUGGACAAGAAGCAGGCCCUGGGGCUCGACUUUUGGGGCGUCGUCAACAAGCAGGGGCUUGACGCCCUGCUCGAGAAGCUGGCGGCUAGCUUUGCGUUCAAGAACUGCAAGGGGAGGGAGCAGCUCAAUGAGACGUUGAGGCUGGACGCUGCGGGUAGAUUAUGA